Molecule: messenger RNA, 1703 nt
Organism: Paramuricea clavata
Lineage: Eukaryota; Metazoa; Cnidaria; Anthozoa; Malacalcyonacea; Plexauridae
Source: the annotation of a GenBank genome assembly
AUGUUAAAUUUUGAAAAUGAUCUUUUCCUAUGUGGUAUUUACAUACCCCCUGAAAACUCAAAACAUUUUGAAAGUGAGAUAUUUGAAAACUUAGAAGACGAGAUAACCUCAUUCUCUGCAAAAGGAGAUGUGUUAAUUAUUAGUGAUUUUAAUGCUAGAACUAGUAAACUUGAUGAUUUCAUCUCUAACGAAGAAAACCAACAUUUACCAGACCACACACAAGACAACACUGAUGAAAAAACUAGAGAAAAUUUUGACAGCAUUAUCAAUAACCAUGGUAAAAACCUAAUACAAAUCUGUAAAAGCUGUGACUUACGAAUUCUAAAUGGCCGAACAAAAGGAGACUCGCUUGGAAAACUUACCUUCCAGGGGAUGAGGGGUAUAAGUGUAAUUGAUUAUGCUAUUUGCAAUACUAGUCUCAUGAAAAGCAUUAACUCCUUCAUUGUGAAACCCCCAAGCUAUCUUUUCGACCAUAUAGCCAAAUUACCACAUGGAUUAAUACUAAGAAAACUAUUGAUACAAACCACUCCAAUAAUACAUGCAACCCUAACUUUUCUCAUAAACUCCCAAACCAAUUCAUUUGGGACAAUAACUCUUUUAGAACCUAUUCAGAUUGCCUUAAAUCACCAAACAUCCAAGAAAAAAUUCAAAAUUUUCUGAUUAAUGAAUAUCCAUCCAAUAGUGAUGGAAUCAAUAAUUGUUUAAAUGAUUUUGAAGACAUCAUCCUAGAAGCAGGAAUGAAAAGUCUUAAGAUUAAGAAAGUAACCCGGCGUAGGAAGAUUAGAAAUACUGCCAACAAAAAAUGGUUUGACAAAGAAUGCAGAUUUAAAAGACACACAGUUCGGAAAAUAGCAAACAAAAAACAUAAAGAUCCACAAAAUCUGAACUUACGAAAUAGCUAUCAUGAAAGUUUGAAAGAUUACAAAAAUACUCUUAGACUAAAGAAAGAUGAGUUCUACCAACAAAAACUCGAUGAGUUAGAAUCAGCAGCUGAAAAAAACCCACAGUCAUUCUGGAAAGUGCUAAAAACAGUAGAUGAUGACAUAACAAACACAACACCCAACAAUAUACCUGAAUCACAAUGGUAUUCACAUUUUCAAACCCUACAUUCAAAACACAAUCUUAAUACAGAACAGCAAGAAAUACUAAAAGAACUACAUAGACAUGAAGAAAAUUUGAGCCAGCAUGAUAAAUUAGAUCUACCAAUAUCAGAAACAGAAAUUAGAAAUGCUACCACAAAAUUAAAAAGAAACAAGUCCACAUACUCUGAUAGGAUAAAAAAUGAUAUGCUUAAAUACAAUAUAAAUUUUAUGCUCCAGGCCUACGUUAAACUUUUCAACCUGAUCCUAAAAGCAGGAAUCUUUCCAACACAAUGGUGUGAGGGACUAAUUACAUCUAUCUUUAAAUCUGAUGACAGGUCGGAUUGUAAUAAUUAUAGAGGAAUAUGUGUGUCGAGUUGUCUUGGGAAACUUUUCUGUCUCAUUCUUAAUGAGAGACUACUGAAAUUCACCAAAGAGAAUGACUUGAUACACCCAUCACAAAUAGGAUUUCUACCCGGCCACAGAACGGCAGAUCACAUCCUUACUAUAAAAACUUUAACCGAUAAAUAUGUUAACCAGAAAACGAAUGGACGACUAUAUAUACAUGUUUUGUCGAUUUCAAAAAAGCUUUCGACUCGGUUUGGCAUGACGGAUUAUACUUAA